Leopardus geoffroyi (Geoffroy's cat) is the source of this 1263-nucleotide messenger RNA. RefSeq names its product claudin 23 (gene CLDN23). Gene Ontology annotation, cellular component: bicellular tight junction; plasma membrane. Gene Ontology annotation, biological process: bicellular tight junction assembly; cell adhesion. Bases 274 to 1149 code for a protein of 291 amino acids. Lineage: Eukaryota; Metazoa; Chordata; Mammalia; Carnivora; Felidae. The record is from RefSeq and is a predicted model, not a curated record. The transcript has a single exon. Gene Ontology annotation, molecular function: structural molecule activity.
CCACCGGGACCUGCUUGGCCGCGGCGGCCGCCUCCGGGCGUCCGCACCUCGGCCCUCGGUUUCGGUCAGACCCGCCCGCUAGCUGGUUUCGAUUGGGGACGGGAGGCCGGAGCGGCCGGGACGCGCGGAGGGAAGCAGAAGCGAGCCGCGGAGUGGGGACGGUCCGGCGCCGGAGACAAAGGGCGCACGGGAAGGAGCGGGGCGCCCGCGCUCGCUUCGGGGGCCGGAGCCGGGGGCGCAGGGGCGGCCAAGGAGGCAGGUGCGGGCCCCGGGAUGCGGACGCCGGUGGUGAUGACGCUGGGCAUGGUGCUUGCGCCCUGCGGGCUGCUACUCAACCUGACGGCCACGCUGGCGCCCGGCUGGAGGCUGGUGAAGGGCUUCCUCAACCAGCCCGUGGACUUGGAGCUGUACCAGGGCCUGUGGGACAUAUGCCGCGAGCAGACCAGCCGCGAGCGCCAGUGCGGCCAGCCCGACGUGUGGGGCUACUUCGAGGCCGAGCUCGUGCUCGUGGCGCGGGGACUCAUGGUCACGUCGCUGGCCGCCACGGCCCUGGGGCUGCUGCUGGCGUCGCUCGGCGUGCGCUGCUGGCAGGAGCGGCCGCGCUUCGCUCUGGCCGGCCUCUCGGGCGUGGUGCUCUUCGCCGCCGGCCUCCUCAGCCUCAUCCCGGUCUCCUGGUACAACCACUUCUUGGAGGACCGCACCGUCCUGCCCGCCGACGCCAGCCCGGUCACGGUGCACGUCAGCUACAGCCUGGUGCUGGGCUACCUGGGCAGUUGCCUGCUGCUGCUGGGCGGCUUCUCGCUGGCGCUCAGCUUCGCGCCCUGGUGCGAGGAGCGCUGCCGCAGCUGCCGCAAGGCGCCCCCUGGCAGCCCGCGCCGCGGCAGCAUCAGCACCGUGCACGUCGACUGGCCCGAGCCCGCGCUCGCGCCCGCCAUCAAGUACUACAGCGACGGCCAGCACCUGCCGCGGCCCGCCGACCUCGGCGCCGCCCGCAAGCCCAGGGUCGGCUUCCCCAUGCCGCGGCCUCGGCCCAGCGCCUACACCAACCAGGUGGACGUGCUCCGCGGGGAGAGGGCCGACACCCCCGACGCCUCCUUGCCGAGCACCGGGUGCUGCCAAGGCUCGCUGCCCUGCGACUCCGACCUGUAGACGGCGGCCCCCCUACCUGCUCUGGCCAGGCUCUGCCCGGACAGAGGACUCGCUCCACCACGUCCAGCCUUGAACUUGUCUGUUACCUUGUAGCCGGAAACACCUGGCUCAGAG